UUGGGCUUCACGCUUCAGCCUUGCGAGCCGCAAUCUCAUCCAGCCUUGCCAUCCGCAACCUCACCCCAACAACCAGAAAAUCCACCCAAGAUGGCCGACCCCAAGAUGCAGGAGCUUCUCACGAAGACGCGCUCAGAGCUGACUGAGUACGAGCUGGCGCAGCUUGAAGAGUACGAGUUCGCUUCCGGCCCCCUGAGCAUCCUCCAGACCGCCGUGCGUUCCCACGUGCAGGUCCUCAUCUCCAUCCGCAACAACAGGAAGCUCCUCGCACGUGUCAAGGCCUUUGACCGACAUUGCAACAUGGUCCUCGAGAACGUCAAGGAAAUGUGGACUGAGACCCCGCGUUUGGCGGACGGGAAGAAGGGCCGACCGGUGAACAAGGAUCGGUUCAUUAGCAAGAUGUUCUUGAGAGGAGAUAGUGUCAUCUUGGUGCUUCUGAGCUAAAUCAUCCCGCCAUGAUAUGAGGGCCGAGAUUUACUUGAGGAUGAAUGGGAUGCUGUAUGUACGGCGUUAUGGACGAGACUCAUUAGGGUUACAUAGGCGUUGAAAACAGUCUGAUUUUGCGCACAUGGUCCAUAUUCGCAUCUGCUCCUAACAAUACAGGCUCUCUCAUCCCAGAUUUCACUCGCUAUAAGUCACCAUACUGUUCAAGUUGCCACUGCUACAAUGGGGGUAAUCCAGGCUCAUCAGAUUCAAUCGCUCAACCCAAGGAAGAAACACGCAAGACCCCAAGCACCAGGGUCAGGAACCUCCUGAUAUCCACUGCCUCCAACAUAAACCGAACGGCCGAGACUGGC
Ilyonectria robusta is the source of this 797-nucleotide messenger RNA. RefSeq lists its product as uncharacterized. Gene Ontology annotation, cellular component: precatalytic spliceosome; U5 snRNP; U2 snRNP. Bases 91 to 444 code for a protein of 117 amino acids. The record is from RefSeq and is a predicted model, not a curated record. Lineage: Eukaryota; Fungi; Ascomycota; Sordariomycetes; Hypocreales; Nectriaceae. The transcript has 4 exons. Gene Ontology annotation, molecular function: RNA binding. Gene Ontology annotation, biological process: spliceosomal snRNP assembly; RNA splicing.